AUGCCCUCCAUCCUCAGUGAUACCGACAAGGAAACUGUUAAGCGGAAUGUCCCCAAACCCGCCAACAAGAUCCUCGCCGUAGCUGUCGCGCGACUCUACGUCGCCUACCCGGAUGGACAGAAAUGGACAUAUACCGGAAUUCAAGGGGCUGUUGUCCUCUGCAAUGACCUUGUUGGAAGGACUUUUUGGCUUAAAAUAGUCGAUGUCUCGCCCGCUGGCAGGGGCGUAAUCUGGGACCAGGAGAUCUAUGACAACUUCGCUUACAACCAGGACCGAACCUUCUUUCAUACAUUUGAGCUCGAAACUUGCCCCGCCGGCCUGUCCUUUGUCGACGAGAAGGAAGCCAAGACCUUUAUCAAGAAGGUGCAUGAGCGCGAGAAACAUGCAAGUAAAGAAACCACCAAGACUCCUUUUGCAUCUACUCGAGGCCAGGGACCUGCUCCUGUUACCAAUGGUAAAAUAGGACGGUCUUUGUUUGGCAGCUUGUUGCAUCGUUCGAGCGCAGCUCCGAGUGCACCACACCCGACAGCACCUGCGCCCUCAAUACAGGUUGCUCCUCCACCUCCGACGCUGUCCCCAAGCGUGCCACCAGCCAAGCCAGAUUUGCCAUUUGACACGAGUGACCCAUCUUGGAAAGGACUGCUGGAUGAGCUUAAGGGGAUGGGAAUCACCGAAGACCAAAUCGCCGAGAAUUCCGAAUUUAUCAAAGCUUGGAUUGACCAGAAACAGGCGGCGGCGGCCGAGGCUGCUCCCGCUGAGGACCAGAAUAAGCCAAAGGCCGCUCCUCCACCGCCACCUUCUGCACCUCCCGCUCCGAAAAUAACCUCGAUCAGUCCUCAAGACACAGGUUCUAGCACGGCAAGCAGACGGGGACCUCCGCCGCCGCCGCCAUCACGGAAAACACGUUCUGAAGCUCCAGAGGAACCCGUUUCCCUCCCCCCUCGUGAGCCAUCUCCACCUGCGCGAAGGUUCAAUGCGCCGCCUCCGUUUGCAGACGCAGGAAAAUUCGCAGAGCCCGCCGGCCCUAUACCCCCGCGGCGUCCACGCGCAAUUUCCAACGUCAAUGCUGGGCCUGGGCCUCCGCCGCCCCCGCGGCCACCAAAGACACCGAUGGACGAUAGCCAACAUAAUCAAUCGAGUCAAUCGAGAUUUGGGGUACCGCCGCCUUUCUCUGGUGACCGAAAGGUGUCUGCGCCCCCGGCGCCCCCCAGCCGAAGCCCUGCACCAGGUGGCCCUCCCCCCCCGCCGCCUCGCACAGCAAGCCCGGCAGCACCCCAACUGCCCCCCAAAGUCCCACCCAUGACUACUACAACUGGACCUCCCACUCCACCCGCCAGAGGCCCUGUUUCCCCCCCACUUCCACCCCCACCGCCUCGACCUGUGCUAGUUGCACCAUCUUCUCCUGUAGUAGCUCCUCCACCACCACCGAGAGGACCAGUACCGCCUCCCCCCGCCCCGCCCUCGGUACCUACGUAUUCUCCUAGCGUUGCUCCUCCUCCUCCUCCGCCGCCUCCGCCACCUAGCUCUGGAGCACCCGGUGCCCUCCCGCCCCCUCCGCCUCCGGGCCGGGGUGGCCCUUCAAUGCCUCCACCUCCACCUCCUCCGGCACCUGUUUCGGGCGCACCGGGUGGACCACCACCGCCUCCUCCGCCGCCUGGGGCCCCUGGAGGUGGUGCUCCUCCCCCGCCUCCACCCCCUGGGGGUGCUGCGCCACCUUUGCCAAAACCCGCCGGUGGGCACACCGAUCUGCUAGCAUCCAUCCGAGCUUCUGGUGGCCAUGGAGGCGGUGGCUUGCGCAAGGUCAAGGAAACGGAAAAGAAAGAUCGAAGUAAAGCCAUGGUACCUGGUGGAGCCAACGAGUCCUCGGCUACAGGCCCCAAUCAAGGAGGCGCCCCGCAAGGUGGUUUGGCCGGCGCAUUACAAGAUGCUCUCAACAAGCGAAAACAGAGAGUCAGCGGAAGCGAUGACGAGAAAGACAACGACGACGAUUGUUUUGAGUUUCGCUUCAAAAAAAAACACCGCGUCUCAUCCGGGAUGAAGCCUGAUACUCCAUCUCUUGGGUCUUUGCCUGUUGAAAUUCUGUGCUCUAUCUUCCGUCUCUUGGACCCUAUUGGCCUUAUAUCCAUCAGCCAAACCAGCUCCAAAUUCCGCACAGUGGUUCAACCACAACGAAUCCAUAUACUGGAGAGGUUGCUUGAACUUGAAUGCCGAGAAGAAGUUGGAGGAGUCACGCCCAUCUUUCGAUCGAAGGACAACCACAUCGACCCCGACUUCACGUCCAAAGAAUGGCAUUCUGUGCGUUGGGCCUGUAGUAUCUGUCUGCAUAUGCUUCCACACACAGCCUUUGACAAUCAUUACAUCCUACGACUGCAAUACCGCAAGCCAUUACCAGGGUCUCCAGCAGCGACUCCCUACACGAGCUGGGAGCCAACAAUAGAUGGGAAACUCCGCAAACAGUACCAUUUACACAAACAACAAUCCAACUACCGGGAUGAGGACCGGAAAAUACGGCGUCGAUAUGAUCUCGCUUCCAAGUGUAACACAUUGAGACCGGACCGUCCUAUGCGCAACAGGGCUGAAAGAUUGGCCAGCUUUCAGGACAGCGGGAUGAUCACAUUCCAGGGCUUUAGUCUAGACCAAUAUUGCAGUAUCACACAAGAGGAAGAGCAGGUUCUUCUUGACCAUGAAGCACGCCUCAUUGAGAGAGAGCGAUGCGGCUUUAAGCGGCACUUGCGCAAGUGUAAUGAAUGUCGUUUCCGGCGCGGUGAACUCUUAUCUAUUGUGCAGCGAGGCACAGACAAGGUACCCAUAAUGCCAAGCCGUCUUCUGCCAUUUCCCAGUGCUUUGGACCGAUCUUUCCCAGGGUUUUCCGUCAUAAUGAAAAAUGUGCGCCCGACCGCGAAUGCCCCUGUUCAAUGCGUGUAUCGCAACAACGUUUUUGAUUCUCUCUGGACUAUGUAUAUGGUGCGAUGCCCAGGAUGUUCGCGCUGGCAGGAACUGCGUGCGUUCCGUCUUGGUGCUGGUUUCCAACACUGGACGCCUACUACCGACUCUAUCUCGGUGUUCAAAAACUGGGACGAAACCGAGAUCACCGGAAAGUUUAUUGAUGAAUUAUCCUGUAACUAUUGUUUUUCUAAAGGCAAGGGACGCGAAAAGCUUCGUGAAGUACUUGUGAAAUGGUUGGACUGCUGUUUGGAUAACGAGAGAGGGCGCCUGGGAUAUCUGCUUUUGGGUGGCUGGGAGAGGCUGUUAAGGCGAUACUGGCGGGCUGAGCUGCUAACUGACAUGAUUGAGGUUAGAAAUGUCGUCUUGGACGCUCAAUUUGUUGCUGCAAAGGUUCAGAAAGAUCACGAUUAUCUCAAGAUUAGCCUCGACGAUAUCUUGACGUUGAAGCUGGGCUUUCGGGAGUGGGUCACUGUGUGGGAGAACCUAGACCCCAAGAAUCGAAUUUAUUUCGAACACAACUCCUGGGAUGAGCUAUGGUUCAACAACUACGAGGCGAUAGAGGCACACUUGAUCUGGGUGAUUCAAUGCAAAGAGGAGAUAAUGGAGAAGGAGAAGGGCGAUGCCUUAGUUGACUGGGCACUGAGCCGAGAAGGAACUGCUUUUACUUAG
This is a messenger RNA of Penicillium expansum, 3615 nucleotides long. RefSeq lists its product as uncharacterized. Gene Ontology annotation, molecular function: gamma-tubulin binding; alpha-tubulin binding. The record is from RefSeq and is a predicted model, not a curated record. The transcript has 4 exons. Gene Ontology annotation, biological process: exocytosis; Arp2/3 complex-mediated actin nucleation; retrograde transport, endosome to Golgi. NCBI's taxonomy places the organism in Eukaryota, Fungi, Ascomycota, Eurotiomycetes, Eurotiales, Aspergillaceae. Gene Ontology annotation, cellular component: WASH complex; recycling endosome; early endosome. Bases 1 to 3615 code for a protein of 1204 amino acids.